GGUUCACGGAUCACUUGCACGUGCCGGCAAAGUCAGAGGCCAAACCCCAAAGUAGCUAAGCAGGACCAAAAGAAGAAGCCAAGUGGACUCGCCCACAGGAGGAUGCAGUACAAUCGCCGAUUCGUCACCGCCGGCUGACCAGAAAGAUAGUUCCUUAGGGAAGCUUGAGAGAAGAUAAAUGGAAGAAUAUAACAAGAGCAGCAUGAAGAAGGCAAGGCUGAACUCGUUGCUGACAAACUUGCUAGAUGAUCCUAUACUUUCUGAUGUUCCCAAGAACCCAACUUUGGCAGAUGUUGACACUCUCAUUAGCCUUGAAUUGGGUAGUGCCAUGCGCAUUUCUGUCUUGAAAUUGGAUGGGUCUACUCUUGACGUGAUCGUGAUGAAUUCAGCAACAGUCAAGGAUUUGAAACUUGCCAUCAAGAGGAAGGUAAAUGACAUGGAACAAUCUGGCAUGGGUCACCGCCACAUUUCUUGGAAACAUGUAUGGGCAAAUUAUUGUUUGUCAUACCAUAACAACAAGCUCCUAGAUGAUAAUGAUGCAGUUCAAAAUUUUGGUGUACGAAAUAAUUCUCAGGUUCAAUUUGCACCCUUUGUCAUGACAAAACAAUCACGGAGGCAUUCGAAGAGGAGAAAACACCGUUUUUUUCAUGGCCUUAAUAAGCGUUCCUGAUCAAACAAGGCCAUGCUCUAAGAGACUGAAAUCUUUGUUGACAAGCCUGUCUCACACAAAGUUCUCUUUGAAUCUUUACUACAUGGAAAAUGUUGUCUAAAACCAGCACCCGCUGCUAUGUUGUGGUAAGCUACUUCGGGUUAUAGGAUUCUUUGGCCUAUCCUCCUGCUCAUGCUUAUUGCUGCUGUUAGCUAAAAUGACUUCAUAUAAUUGUACCUAACGUCCAUCCAAAUCAUUUUUCAAUCUUUUGCAAACAAUUCGAAAAUAUGUAAAUAAAGUUACCCCCAAAAAACAUCAUGGGCUUAUCUGUUGUUGAUGUUGGUAAGUAGGUGAUCUGUCCCAGUAAAAGUACAAGUAAUCAGUGUUUUAUUUUGUUAAAGUAAUUAACUUUUUUAUUAUUGCAACUUUAUAGAGUUAUUGUUUUAGUUUACUUUUAAUGAAUUGAAUGUCAUAAUUAUCCCAUUUUCCAUCCAUCA
This is a messenger RNA of Vigna radiata var. radiata (mung bean), 1146 nucleotides long. RefSeq names its product U11/U12 small nuclear ribonucleoprotein 25 kDa protein. Bases 179 to 670 code for a protein of 163 amino acids. The transcript has 6 exons. Gene Ontology annotation, biological process: mRNA splicing, via spliceosome. The record is from RefSeq and is a predicted model, not a curated record. Gene Ontology annotation, cellular component: U12-type spliceosomal complex. NCBI's taxonomy places the organism in Eukaryota, Viridiplantae, Streptophyta, Magnoliopsida, Fabales, Fabaceae.